AUGAGCGCCGACAACAAGUACGCAGCAUGCUGUAGCAUGGAGCAAUCUCUCAAGGGCCCCAAGGACACAGGCUUCGCUUGCUGCGGGGGCGGCCACGACAUCGCAGGCAACAGAGAGGUUGGAUUUUUGUGCUGUCCAGAGGGCCAGGAUUUCGAUGGCCAUCUAUGCACAUAA
This is a messenger RNA of Pyricularia grisea, 174 nucleotides long. RefSeq lists its product as uncharacterized. The transcript has a single exon. The record is from RefSeq and is a predicted model, not a curated record. Lineage: Eukaryota; Fungi; Ascomycota; Sordariomycetes; Magnaporthales; Pyriculariaceae. Bases 1 to 174 code for a protein of 57 amino acids.